UCCGCACCGGCCUGGCUGCUCCCAGGACCACGUUUCCCGUCAGGCAGCGGGGCCGCCGGCCGCCGACGGGAGCCGAGAGGGGUCGAAAGAGUGGCGUUGGAGACGCCGCGGUGCAUGCCGGUCGCCGUAGUCCUGGAGGGAGUCGGUGGCUGCGCUCCGCCUCGUCCGCGAAGACGGAAGCCUGGAGAGACCCGGAGAGGAGCGGCGGCGGCGGCGGGAGAAGCGCUGCUUUGGCGGAGAUGGGGGACUCCAAAGUGAAGGUGGCCGUGCGGGUCCGGCCCAUGAACAGGAGGGAAAUAGACCUGCAUACGAAAUGUGUGGUGGAUGUGGACGAAAACAAAGUUAUCCUUCAUCCUGUGAACACGAACCUUUCGAAAGGGGAUGCCAGGAGCCAACCCAAGGUGUUUGCCUACGAUCACUGCUUCUGGUCUAUGGACGAAGCCAUCAAGGAGAAAUAUGCAGGCCAAGACGUUGUUUUCAAGUGCCUUGGGGAGAACAUUCUCCAGAACGCUUUUGAAGGCUACAACGCGUGCAUCUUCGCCUAUGGACAGACCGGGUCCGGAAAGUCUUAUACCAUGAUGGGCACAGCUGACCAGCCUGGACUAAUCCCUCGCCUGUGCAGCACCCUCUUCGAAAGGGCCCAGAAAGAGGAGAGCGAAGAGCAGAGCUUCAAAGUGGAGGUUUCUUACAUGGAGAUUUACAACGAGAAAGUCCGGGACCUGCUGGACCCAAAGGGGAGUCGACAGUCGUUGAAAGUCAGAGAGCACAGCGUUUACGGACCAUACGUGGAUGGACUUUCUAAACUGGCUGUUGCCUGUUACAAGGACAUAGAGUCUCUGAUGUCCGAAGGCAAUAAAUCUCGCACGGUCGCCGCCACCAACAUGAACGAAGAGAGCAGCCGAUCCCAUGCCGUCUUCAAGAUUAUCCUCACGCACACAUUGUACGAUGCAAAGUCGGGGACGUCUGGCGAGAAGGUGGGCAAGCUGAGCCUGGUUGACCUGGCAGGCAGCGAAAGAGCCACCAAGACCGGGGCUGCGGGUGACCGGCUGAAGGAAGGAAGCAACAUCAACAAGUCCCUCACGACUCUCGGGUUGGUCAUUUCUGCCCUCGCGGAUCAGGCCGCCGGGAAAAACAAGAACAAGUUUGUCCCAUACCGCGACUCGGUGCUCACCUGGCUCCUCAAAGACAGCCUCGGGGGCAACAGCAAAACCGCCAUGGUCGCUACAGUGAGCCCUGCGGCUGAUAAUUACGACGAGACCCUCUCCACUUUGCGGUACGCCGACCGGGCCAAGAACAUCGUCAACCACGCCGUGGUGAAUGAAGACCCCAACGCCCGGAUCAUCCGGGAACUGCGGGAGGAAGUGGAGAAACUCAGGGAACAGCUCACCAAAGCCGAGGCUAUGAAGUCUCCAGAACUGAAGGACCGCUUGGAGGAGUCUGAGAAACUUAUCCAGGAGAUGACUGUGACCUGGGAGGAGAAACUGAGGAAAACAGAGGAGAUUGCACAGGAGCGGCAAAAGCAGCUCGAAAGCCUUGGCAUCUCUCUCCAGUCUUCUGGGAUCAAAGUUGGCGAUAACAAGUGCUUCCUGGUGAAUCUGAACGCGGAUCCUGCUCUCAACGAGCUCCUGGUCUACUACUUAAAGGAGCACACGCUGAUUGGGUCAGAUAACUCCCAAGACAUCCAGCUUUGUGGCAUGGGCAUUCUGCCUGAACACUGUAUAAUUGACAUCACCUUGGACGGCCAGGUUAUGCUGACACCCCAGAAGAAUACUAGGACCUUCGUCAAUGGCACGGCUGUGACGGGCCCCACACAGUUGCACCACGGAGACAGGAUUCUGUGGGGAAACAAUCAUUUUUUCAGGCUGAAUUUGCCGAAAAAGAAAAAGAAGUCGGAAGCCGAGGACGACGACAAAGACAAUUCAAUGAAAGGAAGCAACAGUUCAGAGCAGCUGGAUUUGGACGGGGACAGCUCCAGUGAGGUUUCCAGCGAGAUUAACUUCAGCUACGAAUAUGCGCAGAUGGAGGUCACCAUGAAAGCUCUGGGUGGCAACGACCCCAUGCAGUCGAUUUUGCAAAGCCUGGAGCAGCAGCAUGAGGAGGAGAAGCGGACCGCGCUAGAGCGGCAGAGGCUGAUGUACGAGCAUGAGCUGGAGCAGCUCCGGAGGCGCCUUUCCCCCGAGAAACAGCACUUCCGCACCAUGGACAGGUUCUCCUGGCACUCUCCCAACGCUCAACAGCGACUUCGGCAGUGGGCGGAAGAGAGGGAAGAGAUGCUGACCCACAGCCUGAGGAAGUUGAGGGAGCAGAUAAUGAAGGCCAACUUGUACGUGAGAGAAGCCAGUUUCAUCGCCGAAGAGAUGGACAAACGGACGGAAUACAAGGUCACCCUGCAGAUCCCAGCCUCCAGCCUUAACGCAAACAGAAAGCGAGGUGCCGUCCUUAGUGAGCCGGCCAUCCAAGUUCGGAGGAAAGGGAAAGGCAAGCAGAUCUGGUCCUUGGAGAAACUGGAGAAUCGGCUGGUAGACAUGAGGGACCUCUAUCAAGAAUGGAAGGACUGCGAGGAAGACAACCUGGUCAUGAGGUCGUAUUUCCGGCGAGCAGAUCCUUUCUACGACGAGCAGGAGAACCACAGCCUCAUCGGCGUGGCAAACGUCUUCCUCGAGUCCCUCUUCUACGAUGUGAAGCUGCAGUACGCUGUGCCCAUCAUCAAUCAGAAAGGAGAGGUGGCCGGACGCCUCCACGUCGAAGUUGUGCGGGUGAGCGGGGAGAUUGGGGAGCGCAUCGCAGGAGGCGAGGACGGCAUGGAAGGAUUUGGCGAGAACGACCUGCAGGAGCACAAGUUGGCGUGCAUGAUCAAAAUCCUUCAGGCUACCGGCUUGCCGCAACACCUCUCCAACUUCGUCUUCUGCAAGUAUUCCUUCUGGGAUCAGAUGGAACCCGUGACGGUGGCCCCGGAAGUGGACCCCUCUCUGUCUCCCGUCAGCAAGGAGCCGCGCGGCAUGGUGGUCUUUGAUCAUUGCAAUGAAUUCUCUGUCAACAUCACUGAAGAUUUCAUGGAGUACCUUUCUGAUGGUGCUUUGGCCAUCGAAGUUUACGGGCACAAGGCGUGCGACCCCCGCAAAAACCCGGCGCUGUGGGAUUUGGGGAUUAUCCAGGCCAAAACACGAAGCCUCCGAGACAGGUGGAGCGAAGUCACCCGAAAAGUGGAGUUGUGGGUUCAGAUUCUGGAGCUUAAUGAGAAUGGAGAAUACUGCCCAGUGGAGGUGAUUCCAGCGAAAGAUGUACACACAGGCGGCAUCUUUCAACUCAGGCAGGGCCAGUCACACCGAAUUCAAGUGGAAGUGAAGUCCGUGCAGGAGUCGGGCACGCUGCCUCUGAUGGAAGAAUCCAUCCUCUCGGUCGGAGUGGGCUGCGUUCAGAUCAAGCACGCCAGGUCUCCAAAAGGCCACGAGAUGCAUCAGGAAGAAGACGACGACAUGGACAGCUACCAGGACAGAGACCUGGAGAGGCUGCGUCGGAAAUGGCUGAACACGCUUACGAAACGCCAGGAGUAUUUAGAUCAGCAGCUGCAGAAACUGGUUGGGAAGCCCGACAAAACAGAAGACGACACGGACCGGGAAGCCCAACUGCUGGAGAUGAGGCUGACCCUGACGGAAGAAAGGAACGCGGUCAUGGUGCCUUCCGCAGGGAGCGGGAUUCCUGGAGCGCCUGCUGAGUGGACCCCUGUGCCAGGUAUGGAGACUCACAUCCCAGUCAUCUUCCUUGAUUUAAACGCGGAUGACUUCAGCUCUCAGGAUAACCUCGACGAGCCAGAAGCUGGCGGCUGGGACGCCACCCUGGUUGCCGAAGACGAGGACGAAUUCUUCGAGCUGCAGAUUGUGAAGCACCACGAGAGCGAGGUGAAGGCCGAAGCUUCCUGGGACUCCACAGUCCACAACUGCGCGCAGCUCAGCAGAGGAACAGCCGCUGAGCAGAGGGUCUUCCUGAUUGUCCGAGUGACCGUACAGCUCAGCCACCCGGCCGAGAUGCAGCUGGUCCUCCGCAAGCGGAUUUGCGUCAGCGUCUACGGCAAGCAGGGUUUUGCUCAGAGUUUCCUGAGAAGAAUGUCUUACCGAAGUUCCGUUCCUGGUUGUGGAGUCACCUUUGAAAUCGUCUCAAAUAUCCCAGAGGAUGCCCAGGGGGCAGAGGAGAGGGAGGCCCUGGCGAGAAUGGCCGCCAACGUUGAGAACGCAGCUUCAGCCGAUUCGGAAGCCCGGAUAGAGAAGUACCUUCGGAGUGUCCUGGCCGUUGAGAACAUCCUUACUUUGGACAGGUUGCGUCAGGAGGUUGCGGUGAAGGAACAGCUAACGGGCAAAGGAAAGCUCUACCGAAAGAGCCUCAGCUCACCCAACGUCAACCGACUCUCCGGAAGCCGCCAGGAUCUAAACCCACCGUACAGCCUCGCAACUUACAAAUAUCCAAAGGUCCAGGCAGAGAGUCGUUGGGAAAGCCAGCAAGACGUAUCACAAAACUCAGUGCAUUCCAACAGGUCCAGGUCUAGCCUAUCGGACUCUCCGCAGCAGAACGGUUCUGCAGACCCAGGACUUGGUAGCCUGGCUGCAUCCUACUUGAAUCCUGUGAAGUCCUUCGUGCCUCAGAUGCCAAAGCUGCUUAAAUCCCUGUUUCCUGUACGGGAUGAGAAGAAGGGCCGCCAGCUGUCUCCCUUGGCACAGCAGCCUGUCCCAAGAAUCAUGGUCCAGUCUGCCAGUGUUGAUGCCACCGCAGCAAAAGUGCAGCAGGUCUCCCAAGGAGAAGGCGCCAAGGAGCCCUUUGAGGUGGCCGCGCAGUUGACAGAGCCGGAACAGACCCCCGAAAAGACCCCCAAAGUGCCUCCGCAGCCGCCCGCAGCCGACAUUCAGGCGCAGGAUUCCCAGGACGGCCCGCCGAGCCCCUUGAGUGAGGCCUCCAGCGGCUAUUUCUCCCACAGCGUUUCCACAGCCACCCUUUCCGAGGCGCUCGCGCCGGGGAAUGACACCCAGCUCCCGGCCGGUGGGCAGACGCCUGCCGCGAGUGACACAAUGCAGCCUGCUGCGGCCGCCCAAACUGGGGCCGUCGUGGAUGUGCUGGUGAAACCGUGUCUCGCCUCCUCCCCUGAGCCUUGUGUCCCUCCUCUAGCGAGAGAUGACCCGGUCACCCCCGGCCUUAACAAAACGGACCAGGCAAGAACUAAGGGCAGCGGAGACCGAGGGCACAGUGAUGGCACCUCGAAGCCAAAGCCCGUGGCCUCUUCCGCAGUUCCGAGCGAGGACAGCCCUCCUUCUUCCUCCCCGUCAAAGAACGACUCGCAGGCAACACAGCGGUCUGGCGCUCCCCUAGCUCGGAGCCCCCCUUUGGCGACCAAAUCUCUCCCCGACGCAGGACUUUCCAGAUCUCCAGUUCUGGCUGAGCCAUCGCCUCAGCCCGGCGUCGCGAGCUCCCCGUUCAAAAUCCAGAGAGUUCGGACGUCGGAGCUGAGAUCCUUCUCCAGCAUGCUGGGAGGAGAGCCAGUGGGGUUCUCGAGUUCCGAGGAGGUGGGAGAGGAGAGAGAGGAGCGGAGCCCGCAAAGCCCCGCCCAGAACAACGGCACAGCGGCCAGCACCUCCGAGGAGAAGCCGGAUGCCACGUCCGACUCGGAAGAAACCAACGAGGUCCCGGACUGGCUGAAGGAGGGAGAAUAUGUGACCGUCGGUACGAAUAAGACCGGGACCGUGAGAUACGUCGGGCCGACCGACUUCCAGGAGGGCACCUGGGUGGGAGUUGAGUUGGACAUGCCGUCAGGCAAGAACGACGGUUCAAUCGGAGGGCGGCAAUACUUCAAGUGCAAUCCAGGCUACGGGCUCCUCGUGAAGCCCAGCCGGGUCAAGAAAGCCACGGGGCCGGCCAGGCGCCGGAGCGCCGGGACAAGACUGCAGGGCGGGGGGACCCCCGAGCAGCGGAAGAGCGGCACCUUCUCGGGCUCGGCCUCCAACCUCGCUUCCCUGACCGCCUUGGCCAAAGCGGAAAAGACCCCCAGGAACGCAGAGAACCGGAAGUCGUGGGCCAACUGAGCGGAGCAGCGGCCGGACACUGCCUUGCGAGAAUCUGACACUUCCUCGAGAGCGGCCUUACUUUGCACAACUAAACAAAGCCGGCGGGGGCAGUUGCCGGGCCCGGGGGGGGGUUCGUUCUUUCCUUGGGUCGUCGGUUGACUUCUUGCCAUGAAGGGGUAUCGGCAUGUUGCUCCGGAUGCAAACCGCGACCCUUUUCCAUCCCUCUCUUCACCCCCUGCCAGGUGAGGUUUUAAAAAAAAGCCAUCUGCCGUCGUGACUUCACAGAUUUCCAGCCCUCCUGCAAGAGGCAAUGUUCACGGAGUCUCUUUUUAAGGAAAUGCGCUGUUGUUCGGGGCCUCACCCUUAAACCACUGGAGAGAGAAGAAGAAGAGACUUGUGUGUCCUGGCGGAUGGCGGCUUCAGAGAAACAGUGCCUGGCUUGAGUAUUGCUCUCUGGUCUUUUCGUCCCUCUUGCCGGCAUCGCUGGGAAGGUAUCGCCCCUCGCUGCACUGGGACGAGGCUUUUUGGGGGCUGGCCAGUUGGGUGGUGGGUUGCCCCCCCCCCGGGAAAAAAUGCCUGAAUCUUUAAAAGCAAAGACACCUUGCAUCUAGCUGACGACACUGCUCUAGUGCUUUUUCUAUUUAAAGGAGAAAAAGAGACUUUUCUCCGAGACCCUGCUUGGGUUUUUAGAAUUUAUUAUUUCGGCAUGCCCUCUGGUGCUACUGUAUUUAUGAAACCAGUUCCCUGUACGGUUGGUUGAAAGUUUGGUCUCUGGGGGGCUUCCUCCUUUGCGGCGUCGAUGUUUAAUCAGUGUGUAAAGCAGAUUCCCACCCCCAUCUCUCCCCCACCCCCCCAAAAAAAAUUCUAUGGUAUUUAUUUCUUAUUUAUUGCUAAAAGAAUGAUAGCAGCACAGCCCUUGCGAUUUGCAAUCAGCACGCCGCCUGCCAGCUUGCGCCAGCCUCUUUGCACUGCUCCACGCAGGUUUCCCUCAACUGCUCUCCUUCCCGUCGAAGAAUUAAAACGUCUCUCCAGAUUUUAAGCUGGCAAUCGGACUGAGGUGUGUAGUUUCUGCGGCUGCGUUGAGCCCAGAACAAAACCGCUUUGUGGCUCGCUCAGCUCAGUGCAACCCCACAAGCCACAGAUGGAGGCUGGGAAAAUUUCACAGAUUCCCAGUGGCCUAGAAAACACCCCCCCCCAAAAAAAACCCCUCUUUUGAGCUGAAGGCACAGAGGAGGUUGUAGAGUCCUGCAAGGGUCCCGUGACUGUUGAGCUGCCUUAGUCGGCCACCGCGAGUGCCCUUGCCUGUUUUGUGCUUCCCCACUGAAAGGGGCAGGACACAAGCAAUGGCCUGCUAAAACUCGGAGCUGAUUUCCUGUUGCCAGGUGCAUUCGCAGGGGGUCCUCCUCACCCCCCCCCCAUUCUGCAAGAGCAUCUCCCGCAAGCAUGCGCGGUGGUAAUCUUGCGAGUGGACCUUGCUCCUCGUCGAUCCUUCAUUUCUGCCUUGAACCCCUUCCGAAAUUUCUGGGAUUUCCUGUGGGCAAACGCCGUUGCACUCUGGCUCUCUCGCUGUCUUUCGGCUUGCCGAAGGAGAGUUCGAGAGCCUCAGGCCAGCUGUGGGUGCAUGUGAGUUGGUGACUUUUUCUCGCGCAGCCUCCCCGUUCUUCCUCUCUCCUUCCCGUGCGCUUGCGCAGCCAAGUUGUGCCUUAAUCAUCCAGCCGGAAGGAAAAAGCCCUUGCGGAAGGAUGUGCGGACGAUUUGGAAGGAAAGGCAGAGUGCUUUGCAAGCAGGUUCAGUUGGCAGCAUUAUCCCCUGCGACAGACGCCCUUCCUGACACCCUGGAGAGAUGCUGCCAGCCAGUGUAGACAAUACUGAAUCCGAUGGACCAACAGCCUGACUUGGCAGAAAGCGGGUUCCUGUAUCUCCUUUGCAGGAGAUGCCCCUGCCGACUGGCCCUGGGGCGUGCAAAUGUGAUGUUCAAAUAAGAAGCCAUGUGGGUCAGGAAAUGGUUGGCUGGGGAAGACGGAGGGAAGAGGGGCAGGCAGGCACCAAGUGGAGAACUGGCAGACUUGACUUGGCACCAUCGAGUUGGCUGGGACCCUAAGAGGUCCUCUAGACUGACCCCCUUUAACCACAGCUAACGGGGGCGCUCUUCUCCAGACAGACAGAAAAGGAAGACUAAGGCGCAUAGUCCUUUCAGUGAUGCAUGCACCACUACAAAGGGUGAAGGGGACUGGAGAUAAAUGAAUACUACAGUGAAAGGAGCCUUAAAGGCCACUCUGGGCAUUCUGUAGAUCAAGAAAACCCAGAGGCUUUAGAUGCGUAAGAGACGGUGGCAGUGCAGAAAGGGGGUGUCUUUGGAGCAAGCUGAGCUCCAGGACUGAGGGGGCAAGAGUAUAAAAGCAGCUGGUUCCCUAUGCCCCCCACCCCUCUAGGAAUUUUAAUAAAGCACACUUGGGGGGGGGGUUAGGAAAAUAUUUCACCGUUGCGUCUUAAAGCGCCUCCUCGCGGCUUUCUAACUGGAGGAGAAAUGCUCCACACGAGCUACAAUUGCCCCCCAGCACAGCUUCAGAGAAAUGAAAUGAGUGCCAAAAUCUGGGCGUUUUAAUAUCCAGGCAGGGUUUUAUUGAAAAAAGGAAAAAGUUCUGCGGGGGAAUCUUUCAAACCUGUCAGUCGUGAUCCUUAAAGAAUGAAGCCCACCUGAGUCCCGUGGAAAUUGGUUAUGCUGGGUUUUGUGACUCAAUGAGGGCCAGUAGUUUGCCUGUUAAGUGGACGUUUCUAGGAUUCCACAUUAGGUCCCUACCCCCUGCAGUCCUCCCUCGGGGCUGCUGUGCCGAACAACACAAGCGGCAACAGUUUUCCCACCGCGGCAACGGGCAUCCUUAACAAACUUACCAUUACCUUCCUGCUUAUUUCCGGCAUGUGUGAGCAAUCCCAGGUGAGCCGAGGCUUGCUUGGCAGGUAAACCUGCCACGCUCCCUGCCAUCGGGGCCCCUGGGUUUUGCCAGAACUUUUCAUGCACUUUACAAAGGGGAAAGGGCGCUGGUUGGGCAAGUUGUGUUGGCAGCCCGUAAGCCAGAGGACGCCUUUGAGACCAGACUUUGCCAACCUGAUGCCCUCCAGUUCUUUAGGGCUACAGCCUCCAUCAGUCCCAGCCAGUUCAGAGGGCACCAAGUUGGCAAAGGCCUCUUGAAGCCUUUGCGGUUCUCUGACUCGGGGGCAGCCUCCUUCUAACCCUUUGACACUUUUGCCCUUCCUUUUAUAUUUAAUUCAUUGUCCGAGCUCAAGAGCCCUUUGCGUAAAGAAUAGCUUUCAAGAAUGAUUGGGAACAGGACUUGAGACAGUGAAAUAAAACGGCUUGUUGCAAUUAAAAGCCCUGCUGUGGGUACUCGUGCGGUUUUCUGGAUCAUGCCCCCCGUCUUUUCAACAAGACGUAACAUCCUUUCCUUUCGUCUUGCAUUAGCUGCCCUUUAAAAAAACCCCAAACCCUCAAGGUCUGCUUUUUCCAACAAAUUGUGGCAGCUCUUAAGCCAGAGCGCCGCUGGCAAGUUGUUUUCCACGUUAACAAGGAAACGCAAGCUUGCGCCAGCCAUUGCGACUCCCCAUGUAAUUUGCACGUGGAACCGGGCUUUGAAAGAUAAGCGUCUCUUAGGAGCUCCGCCUGCAAAAAUAACCUUUUUUCUUUUUUCAAUCAUGGAGCAAAGAGUUUCUACAGUAUGUUCAAUGGGUCCACCGUAGAAUUAUCCACUGCUAAGACUUUGAAGUUCAAAUACAUUUUUUUUAAAAAGUGCAGUUUCUUUGGGUUUGCAGCUGUGUACACUUUGCUUGCAUCGAAAGCUUUUACAUAGUUGAUUUGGGGGUGCUGAACACAUGGGACACUGCCCCAGUGGCUCGUAUUUUCGGCUUCCUUUUAACCAAGCCACAAUUCCUUCUACUGUGCCUUAUCGGUUUGACAGCUGGCUUGCCCACUGAACCAGGGAUUGGGAACCUCUGACCCUCCAAAUGGGACUCCCAGCACCCACCAGCCUCAGCCAGCCCUGGCCCCUGGGUUCCCCAGCCCUGCUUUUAAGACAAUAGCAGGCACUCCCAGGUCUGUAGGGCCAACAAGUUGGCUGGAGAGAUGGCUGCAGAGGAACGACCGCCCUGUCGUCGUCAUCUUGAAAUGUGGAAGGUUUUCUUUAGCACCACUUUCCAGCUGGGGCGCUUCAUCGACACCAGCUCCAUUAGCAGCCUGCGUCCCAGUAGAAUCGCAGAAUUAUCAUGUUGGAAGAGGGACCCCACGGGUCAUCUAGCCAAACCCGCUGCAAUGCAAUCCUGCCUUUCUUCAGCCAGCUCUGCCGCGGCCGUGUCUUGUUCCAGUAUCUCUGAAAGAGUUUCCCCAGGGCUGAGGCCAAAGGCCCCACCCAAGGUGGCGGCGCCAGCAACCUGCCGCCAUUUUGUGUGCGUGCGCGCCAGGUAUAGAAUGGUAGCUGCCAAGGAGGCAACACCCAGUGGGAAUUUUACCUGGCAAGAGUCACGGGCAGAAGUUUUGGGUGAUCUGAUUUAACGCGCAAAUUCAUCCCAAAUCUGCAUGAGUGGGAAAGUGGCCUGAUCCUUGCUCCCCUACCGCAGACACACCUAAACAGCACUACACACGAGCACAAGAGGCGUUUGCCAAGGCGGCAACCUUGGCUCUGUGCAGAAUGCGUCCCCAUGUGGUCAUGAUUCCAGGGUCACUAACUCUCCCUCUCCCGUCUUAGGGAGGGGAGCGGGCUUUCAGAGUUAACUACUUUCCGUUGAUUUGUGUUGUGAUCUUUACUUCUUUGUAAAUGUAGGGAGACUGUAUAUAAAGGAUGGAUGUUCAGCUGGUUUCGGAAGUGUCUGUUGGUUGUACCUUUUUAAAAUGCGCUAAAAAUCCAAAGAUAAACUGUAAUGAAGUGUAAAGUUUUUAAUGCUCUCUUGUAUCAUACUAAACUUGUAAUAUUGUACCAUACCUGUGACAUGAUGUACCUUACCUAAAAUAAAAACACCUCCUUUACGUUAA
This is a messenger RNA of Podarcis muralis (Common wall lizard), 11067 nucleotides long. RefSeq names its product kinesin family member 13B (gene KIF13B). Gene Ontology annotation, biological process: microtubule-based movement. The record is from RefSeq and is a predicted model, not a curated record. NCBI's taxonomy places the organism in Eukaryota, Metazoa, Chordata, Lepidosauria, Squamata, Lacertidae. Gene Ontology annotation, molecular function: microtubule motor activity; microtubule binding; ATP binding.